UGACCGGAAGUCUCUACAUGUGAGGGGCGGUGCUUUUCUUCUUUGAUUGUUGACUUGAAAGAAGUUAAAUAUUGCAACAAUUCACGAGCCAAAAAAAUCAUAACAACACAAAGAGAUUGGAAAAAAGGAGUAAAUAUCUCAGAUUGUUUGUUAUCCACGCAAAACAAACAACAACAACAAAAUCCUGGAUUUAUUCAACGCCGCUUGCGUUUAUACUUGCAAACAAAGUUGAAAACAUCAGGAUCCAUGUCGUACUGCAAUAAUGACUGAACCACAGAGAAGUGCGAGGAACUCAACAGAUUUGAAAAAUGAGGAUGGAUAUGAAAUCUCUAUUCCCUUUGAAGACACUAAUGCAGACCAGUCUGGUUUCUACAACCAGAAUGACCACAUGUUUGACGAAACCGUAUCAGGACCGACCCCUCCCUGCAACCCAUACCUGCUGAUUUCUAACCUUCGUGCCCAGCUGCAGAUCUCUCUGGAAAAGAACUCGUGGCUACAGAAACGGAUAGAGGACCUGGAAGAGGAAAGGGACUUCCUGCGCUGCCAGCUUGACCGCUUCAUCUUCACCACCAAGAGUCAGGAGAGGAACGUUUCAGAGCUUCAGCCUGAGGUUUCCCAACAACCCAUAUCCCAGAAAACCGUCCUGCGCAGGGCUGCGACACCGUCUACACGGCCCAUGAUGACCCGCUCUGGACAAGUGCGCAGCCAGACCCUGAAGAGAAAAAAGAAAAACAGCGUCCAAGAUGAUGAAGAGGAGGAAGUGAUAGAGGAAGAAGAGUACAUAGAGGAGGAUGGCUACCUUGAAGAGGAGGAGGUUGUUUCCAACGAUGACGACUCGGACAGCAAAAGCUGCAGGAGAAGCCGGUCUAAAAGCAGGUCAAGCGCCGGGCCGACCAGAGUGAAAAGAACCCGGGUGUUCCGCAUAGCACGUGGAAUGGAGAGACAAAGAGUGAAAGACCCUGCUGGAGUUCUCUUCCGCUAUAAGAAGAUCCUGGUGACAUACCAGAAGCUGAAGAGCAUGUCCAGAGCCUUCCAGGUCCACGGAGUCGACCGCAACACGGUAGCGUCCACCACUCCCAUCGCCGAGCUGCUCCUGGUUGCUCCGGAGAAAAUGGAAGAAGUCGGAGAGUUCGACUCCUCCAAGGAGAAGCUUCUGGACUACGCCCGGCGCUGUUACAAGGCCCUCGAUGAGAGCGCUCACGCCAAGGUCCAGGCCUUAAAGAAGAACAACCUCCUACUGCCCAUCUCCUACAGAUUCAGGAACUGAUACACUACAUAUAAACUGCUGACUAACAAGAAGGUUCCUGAUUAAAUUCUGCAGCAUCAAGGCAAAGAACUGGUGCUGGGUUUAUUAUUUUUUUCUACCUCAGCUAUUGGUUAUCAUUUAGACUGACGAACAUUCCAGUAGCGUUGCUGGGGUUGUAAUAAAGGUCACUGAUUUUCACUCUUGGUUUUUUAGGUUCACUCUUGAGUUUGAGUGUGAAGAUGAGCUCGGGGUUAACAUUAUGAAGCUCAGAUAUCCGAGUAAGAGGAGAACGGAAAAGUGCGUAGGAAGCAAAAAAGACACAAAGGGAUGAAACCUCUCGGGUGCCGUCCAUCACCUUCUGAAGAAAACCACUGUAUUUACAGACUGUAUAUUUUUGUACUUGUUUGUUGUUGUUAUUAUUUGGGCCGGUUAUCUUCAUCACUCCUCCUCGGUGUUCCCCUGUCGGUUCUCUUCAUUAGCACUAUAACAUAGUGUCCGAAAUUCCAAAUGCUUCUGAUUUACGAUUAUAAGAAAGAGAUGCGAUGCUCUUGUCCUAAGUUUGAAGGCAUAUCGAGGACGACGUGAUGAGAUUUAUUUGACGAAGCAGUCGUGUGGAGCACGUGAGGAUGUUCUCUCAUCAGAUCAGGUGGUCAGAAGUAUUUUCUUUAUUACUGUAACACUCCUUCAGUAGUCAUGUACAAUCUUCCUGUAAAUAGCAGAUUAUCUCGAGCUGAGACCAAAGAUCAUGUUGUGUGUUUAUCCUCUGGAUGGAGCUCACGCUGUCUGAUCACUAGAACUAACUCUUCACUCUCUCUCUCUCUCUCUCUCUCUCUCUCUCUCUCUCUCUCUCUCUCUCUCUCUCUCUGCCUGCCUGCCUUCUGAUAUUCCUGAGGUCUUAAUACACUGUAAUAAUCCUGACUCACUGAUGUCCUGAUCUAUUUAAAGUCUCUGUAAAGGACAAAUGUUUUGGUUCUGUGAUCCUUUUGUUUUUCCAGUUGCGUAUCUUUUUGUCAUUCAGAGCGAAUCAUCUUUGUUGUUUGUCUUUAUUUUUCUGUCCUAUUUCUCUAGAGGAGAAUAAACCGUACGUUCAUUUAA
Hemibagrus wyckioides is the source of this 2341-nucleotide messenger RNA. RefSeq names its product coiled-coil domain containing 106b (gene ccdc106b). The transcript has 7 exons. The coding region runs from base 263 to 1267 and encodes 334 amino acids. The record is from RefSeq and is a predicted model, not a curated record. Gene Ontology annotation, cellular component: nucleoplasm. NCBI's taxonomy places the organism in Eukaryota, Metazoa, Chordata, Actinopteri, Siluriformes, Bagridae.